GCAAUGGAACAUCCCCAAAAUGCUGUGAAUGAUCUUAGGUUUAGGAGGCGUGGACCUCCCCUGGUAUUCUGCCCCAUCCUCUUAAAUGUCAGAGCUCAGAACGUCCAUACCUUAUUUUGACUCUGAGAUCUCGAUCAUUUGGAACAACUUAUAUCAACAUAUAUUCUAGUUUACAUCAUUUCAAAUUCUUUAAAGCUACAUAGCCUAGCUGCAGUCCAUGUGAAGAAAUACGAACAAAUAUUAAUCUGAGGAUGACUAAAGACGCAUUAGCUGUCACUGUCGCGGUCUUGUGGCUGCUCUGCAACCCAGCCAGAAUCAGAGGAACCGGGGGAUUUCAAGGCGCCAUUCCUCACCCAAAUAAAUACACCCCAAACGAGUCGGAACAGUCGCCGCAGACACCGCAGGGCACUUUCAGGGGAAUGGGACCGCCUUCGGUCGGGGACGAGGUGCUGGACUCUAGCCAGGAGGCUUUAUACGUAACGGAGCGCCGUUAUCUGAAACUCGACUGGUGCAAAACGCAGCCGCUGAAGCAGACGAUCAAAGAGGACGGGUGCCAGCCGCGCACCAUCAUCAACCGCUUCUGUUACGGACAGUGCAACUCAUUCUACAUACCUCGACACAUUUAUCAAGAGGACAGCGCCUUCGAGUCGUGCUCGGUGUGCAAGCCGAAGACUUUCACGACCGUCACUUAUACCCUCUUUUGUCCGGGCCAGACCUCCAACACCAAGAGGAAGCGAGUGCGACGGGUGAAACAGUGCCGCUGUACCGCUAUCGAAUUGGAUUGAACGCGCUGACGUCAUUGCUU
Messenger RNA from Triplophysa rosa, 805 nucleotides. RefSeq names its product gremlin 1a, DAN family BMP antagonist (gene grem1a). The record is from RefSeq and is a predicted model, not a curated record. The transcript has 2 exons. NCBI's taxonomy places the organism in Eukaryota, Metazoa, Chordata, Actinopteri, Cypriniformes, Nemacheilidae. Gene Ontology annotation, biological process: animal organ morphogenesis. Bases 252 to 785 code for a protein of 177 amino acids. Gene Ontology annotation, molecular function: receptor ligand activity; BMP binding.